GCUAGAACUCCCACAAAGCCAAAAGCCAAUCCAAGUUCCAUGCUUGGUUUAAAACCUCUCCAGAAUUCAUCUUCUUCAUCUUGAUUGUUUUUUGUCAUCAGAGCAUGUCGGUGUUAAGAGGAUGUCCACAACGCGCAGAAUUACCAGCAAAUGCAGAAGCAUUAAAAAUUGUUACAUGGCAGGUCCAAGACACCUGCCAUAUAACAAAUCAAGUGACUGACAUUGUCUCAGUUGUUCAAUAUCUAGUGCAAUCCUUCAGUCAAAUGGUUCCUCGAUAAAUUCAGAUGAAGCAAUUAAAAGAGACUCCAUAUCUGCUGUGGAAUUUCCCCUUAUAAUUUGUUACUUGAUAGAUCAAUAAUCCUCAAAAUUGUGAUAUUAUUAAAAAUCAUACUACUCAAAUCCUUUCCACCAGACAAACGCUUUGUCAGCAUAGUUAUGCACAUAAAAAGGAGCAGAAGCAUCAAACAUAGAAAGAUAAAAAGGGAAACGAAUUACUGUAAGAGCAUUGGUGCCAUUACUGACUUGUUUGUCAUCAGAAUUUUCUUCGCCAUCACCAUCUAUGUGUUUUUCAUCUCCCUGACAUGUUGGUUUUAGAGGGCACCUACAUAGAGCAGAAUUGCAAUCAAAUGCAGAAGCAUCA
Molecule: messenger RNA, 640 nt
Organism: Rubroshorea leprosula
Lineage: Eukaryota; Viridiplantae; Streptophyta; Magnoliopsida; Malvales; Dipterocarpaceae
Source: the annotation of a GenBank genome assembly